AAUUACCGGAAGCCCCUCCCACGGGCCACGGCGCAACUCGCCUUCCUCUCCUCUCGUCGUGUCUCGUUCCCCGAUCGCCGCUUCGCCAAAACCCCUCGAAAACCCUGGGUCCCUACGCCUCCCUUGCCAUGCUGCGCCGCCUCCGCCUGCGCCCUCCGGGGAGGGCGGCGGUAGCCGUCUCCGCCGCGGCCGCUACCGUGGCGUCCCUCACCAGCGUCGCCUACGCGGACGGCGUCUCCCUCUUCCGCCGCCAGUCCGCCGACGCCGACGCCGACGCCGACGCCGGGGACCCUGCCGCCGCCACCUCGUUCGGCUCCGACCCCGAGACCCUGGAGCGCAUGGCCCGCGCGAUGCGGGAGAUCAACAACUCGCCGCUCUCCAAGCAGGUGAUUGAGCUGACGAAGAAGCAGGAACAGACGCGCCUCGAGGAGCUGGCGGCUGAGAAGGUCCAGAUCGCCAUCAACGAGCGCCUCAGGGACAUCGAGAGGAAGAAGAAAGAAGGUGAAGAGUACAGAAAUAAUUUGGAGCAACAAGAAAAAGUAAAAGCACAAGCGUUACGCUAUGAGGAUGAAUUAGCUAGAAAAAGAAUGCAGACGGAGCGUGAAGCACAAAGACGACAAGAUGCUGAGCUUGUGAAGAUGCAAGAGGCAUCUGCCCUCAGAAGAGAAGAAGCUAGGCGUGCCACAGAACAGAAGAUUUUGGAACAAAUGAUGCAAACUGAGAAAGAAAAGGCUGAAAUAGAUCGUGAAACAGCCAGAUCUGAUUCUUUAGCAAAAGCCGAAGGUGAAGCUCAUGAAAAAAAGCUAUCAGAAGAAUAUGACAGAAGAAUGCUAUUGGAAUACAUGAAUGGCGAAAGAGAGAAGUGGCUCGCUGCCAUAAAUACAACCUUUUCUCAUAUUGAAGGUGGGUUCAGAACACUGUUGACUGAUAGGAGUAAACUAAUGAUGGGUAUUGGAGGAGUUACUGCACUAGCUGCUGGAGUUUAUACUACUAGGGAAGGAGCCAGGGUUACGUGGGGUUACAUCAAUAGAAUCUUGGGUCAGCCUUCACUGAUCCGUGAAUCAUCUAUGCCAAAGUUCCCACUGCCAGGAUCCAGGUUACUCAAACCUAGUUCAGCAUCUUUGUUGGGAGGAGCAGGCUUUGAGAAUGUUAUUCUUCACCCUUCACUCAAGCGGAGGAUUGAACAUCUUGCACGAGCAACUGCAAAUACAAAGUCUCACGAUGCACCAUUCCGCAACAUGCUGUUCUAUGGACCUCCUGGAACUGGCAAAACUUUAGUAGCGAGGGAGAUGGCUCGCAAAUCUGGCCUGGAUUAUGCCAUGAUGACGGGAGGAGAUGUUGCACCCUUAGGAUCAGAGGCUGUUACCAAGAUCCAUGAAAUAUUUGACUGGGCUAAGAAGUCCAAGAAAGGCAUGCUGCUUUUCAUCGAUGAAGCCGAUGCGUUCUUGUGCGAGCGCAACAGUACCCAUAUGAGUGAAGCUCAGCGGAGCGCUCUCAAUGCACUAUUGUUUCGAACUGGUGACCAGUCAAGGGAUAUUGUCCUUGUCCUUGCGACAAACCGACCUGGUGACCUUGAUGCUGCUAUCACUGACCGUAUUGAUGAAGUUAUAGAGUUCCCCAUACCUGGGGAGGAGGAGAGGUUCCAACUGCUGAAGUUAUACUUGAACCAGUAUAUACUCAAGGAAGAGGGCAAAAGCUCUUCUUGGGGUUCACUGUUCAACAAGCAGCAGCGCAAGAUACAUGCAAAGGACAUCACUGAUGAUUUGCUCAGGGAAGCUGCACGGAAGAUCAAUGGCUUCUCUGGCAGGGAGAUUGCUAAACUUGUGGCUAGUGUGCAAGCUGCUGUUUAUGGCCGCCCUGACUGUAUAUUGGAUCCCCAGCUGUUUUCUGAAAUAGUUGACUACAAAGUUGCCGAACAUCACCAACGCAUCAAGCUCGCUUCUGAGGGUACUGCAUGAUCAACAGCAAAUAUUUACCUGGAAGCAACAAUUUUUCGGACGGAUCUUCAAGUUUUCUGAGACGAGUCAUGGCAAUGAGGAAUAGAUACCUCCCACCGAAUUCGGUAGUAGUUGAUAUUUUGAACUCCGGUGGAGACUUUGGAAAAUCUUGUGCGCAAAGGGUUUGUUCCCACCAGUUCUGCUCAAUGUGCUUGCUUCUGGCAAAUUUAGCCGGAGUUUUCAAGGGGCAUCCAAAUAAGGCAGGAGAUGUGCGUGAGAAGAGAUUUUCUGACUAUUCAGUGGCUCAUUGCAUUUGGUUUGCACUGUGUUUUCUUGGUAACAUUUGUACGCUUGUUUGUGACAAGGAUUCCAUAAUUUAGGUGCUGGUGGUCAAACUUGUCCA
Phragmites australis (common reed) is the source of this 2340-nucleotide messenger RNA. RefSeq lists its product as uncharacterized. The coding region runs from base 129 to 1958 and encodes 609 amino acids. Lineage: Eukaryota; Viridiplantae; Streptophyta; Magnoliopsida; Poales; Poaceae. The transcript is spliced from 8 exons. The record is from RefSeq and is a predicted model, not a curated record. Gene Ontology annotation, molecular function: ATP binding; zinc ion binding; ATP hydrolysis activity. Gene Ontology annotation, biological process: mitochondrion organization. Gene Ontology annotation, cellular component: mitochondrion.